Rhododendron vialii is the source of this 946-nucleotide messenger RNA. RefSeq lists its product as uncharacterized. NCBI's taxonomy places the organism in Eukaryota, Viridiplantae, Streptophyta, Magnoliopsida, Ericales, Ericaceae. The coding region runs from base 327 to 896 and encodes 189 amino acids. The record is from RefSeq and is a predicted model, not a curated record. The transcript has 4 exons.
CUUGUUGCAGGUCUUGCUCCCCACACACUUUCCUUCUCUCUCCUCAUUCGCUCGAAACGCUCCCCCCCAACAACAUCUUCUCAUCUUUCUCUCUCUCUCUCUACACUUCCUUUUCUGAUUCGUUCUCUCUCUCCUCCACAAUCACUCACUCUAUAAAAGUCAGCCUACCCCUUCUUUAUUGUCCUUCCUACCACUAACCAUUUCCUCUGUAGAUUUUUUUUUCUCUGUUCCUUAUUUGAAUCCUCCUCUAGGAGGACAGCAGCUACUUUCACUUCUCCCAACAGCUCGCAUAGGCGUUUGUUCGAGGCGUUAGAUCAGAGCGGAAAAUGAACCAUCACUGCGCCGUCCAACAGCAGAACGCCGCCUUCGCAGCCUGUGAAGAGAUGAGGACCACCGUUUACGUCUCGAUGUCCGACAGGAGAGAGGCGGUGGUUUGCCCCAAGCCUCGCCGCCUCGGUCUCCUCAACCACGGCGUUCCCGACCCAAUCAGACCCCUGCGAUGGCAAAUUAGUCAUCAGCCAGAGCUGCUGUGCGAAUCGAAAGCGGGAACAGAUCUGCUGGACAUCAUCCUCCUAAAGGGUGGUUAUGGUGCGGAGCAAACUAGUGCCCAGGUAGCCUCGUCGCCCCCAUUUUUUUGCGGGUCUCCGCCGAGCAGAGUAUCUAACCCACUAAUCCAGGACGACCGAUUCGGGGACGAAAAAUUCACCCCCGUCUCACCGCGCUCGAUCCCUGUCCCCCCUCCGCCGGGGCUGUCGCUCUCGCCGUCAUCCUCCUCCAGGAAAGGAGGGUCCUGCGUGCGGGCGAGUUUUGGUAACAACCCGGCCGUGAGGAUCGAGGGGUUCGACUGCCUGGACAGGGAUAACAGGCGCAACUGCAGUAUCCCUACCCUGGCGUAGCGAACCCCAGACAGAACCGACCGCGCGGAUCAGUAUAUAGAAAAAGAAAA